Drosophila mauritiana is the source of this 2986-nucleotide messenger RNA. RefSeq names its product cell division cycle 7-related protein kinase (gene Cdc7). Bases 361 to 2412 code for a protein of 683 amino acids. Gene Ontology annotation, cellular component: nucleus. Gene Ontology annotation, biological process: mitotic DNA damage checkpoint signaling; protein phosphorylation. The record is from RefSeq and is a predicted model, not a curated record. NCBI's taxonomy places the organism in Eukaryota, Metazoa, Arthropoda, Insecta, Diptera, Drosophilidae. Gene Ontology annotation, molecular function: protein serine/threonine kinase activity; ATP binding. The transcript has 4 exons.
UAGUCUCGAAAAAACCAUCGAUGGCAUCGAACCGGCUGGAACUGAACCAUCGAUAUUAUCAGUAGUGCCAUCGAUGGUUUGAUAGUACCUCAGCUCCCGCGGAACGCCGACCAUAUCACACGAUUCAGACAAUACGACCAGUGACCAGAGUUGUUCAUGUGCUCCAUCCAGGGUAUCCACUUGCAACCAGCGGACGCUGCGCCAUAGCCAGAGUUCCGGGAUUAAAAGGGCGGCGCAGCAGGACUCCGGAUUGGGGACAAAAACAAUCCAAGCACUUUUUUUUUCUGUAAAACCCGCCAUAAACCACCACAAUCACCAUCAACACGCCGAUGACCAGGAAGAUUGUGCUACUGAAGAACAAUGGCCGAUCGCGUUAUGUGCCAGGAGUUGGCCACAUCAGGCAGUAACUAUCGUCGCCCCAAAACGGGCGUGCCCAGCACCAAUGUGGUGUACGCCAAUGGAGGCGGAUCCUGGCGUUCGGCACCUAAGCAAGUCCAAAGGCAGCCGCGCCAGACAGUUCAGCAAUAUGCCACCGGCAUUCCGGCAACUGGAAGCACGGGCAGAAAUUGGGGCAGAGCAGCCAUUGCGGACGCCGCCGAGCAGCAGCCAGUAGAAUCCAAUGGAGCUGCAGUCAUGUCUCUGCCCGUCACACCGCGUACAACCAAACAGGCACGCAACAAAAACGAAGAAGCCAUCAUUGAUCUCCUCAUACGAAUCCCGGACAUUGGCAAGCUGUUCGAUGUACAUAGCCGGAUUGGCAACGGAACCUUUAGCACUGUGCUGCUGGGCACACUACGUCGGGAAUCGCAUCUGCCGGACAGUCUGCGUCGCAAGUUCGCCAUCAAGCAUCACAUACCCACCAGUCAUCCGGAUAGGAUAAUGAAGGAGCUGCAGUGCAUGACCAAAAUGGGGGGAAAGGAGAACGUGGUGGGCAUCCACUGUUGCGUGCGUCAUGACGCCUCCGCCGCUUUUGUGAUGCCCUUCAUGGCACAUGACCGAUUCCAGGACUUUUACACGCGCAUGGACGUGCCCGAGAUCCGGCAGUAUAUGCGCAACCUCCUGGUGGCACUGCGUCAUGUCCACAAAUUCGAUGUCAUCCAUCGCGACGUGAAGCCGAGCAACUUUCUCUACAAUCGACGUCGCCGAGAGUUUCUCCUUGUCGAUUUCGGUCUUGCCCAGCAUGUGAAUCCUUCGGCUGCGCGAUCUUCCGGAAGAGCCGCUGCCAUCGCCGCCGCCAACAACAAAAACAACAACAAUAAUAAUAAUAUGAAUUACAAACGGCCACGCGAGCGCCAAUCAAAGGAUGGAGUGCAGCAAGGUGCACCAGCGGAUGCUGGUUUGGGUGGAGCAGUGAAGCGUAUGCGUUUGCACGAGGAGUCCAGCAAGAUGCCCCUGAAACCGGUCAACGAUAUUGCGCCAAGCGAUGCGCAGCAGCAGUCAGUAGAUGGGUCCAAUCCCGUCCAGCCACAGCCAGUGCAGCAGCAGCAACAACAGUCGCAACAGCAGCAGAUGCAACAGCAGAUGCAACAGCAGCCGCAACAACAGCCGCAACUGGCGCAGAUGGAUCAAACAGCAUCGACGCCAUCUGGCAGCAAGUACAAUACAAAUCGAAAUGCCUCGGCAGCAGCGGCUAAUAAUGCCAAGUGCGUCUGCUUUGCAAAUCCCUCGGUUUGCCUCAACUGUCUGAUGAAGAAGGAGGUACACGCCUCCAGGGCAGGAACACCUGGCUAUCGCCCGCCGGAGGUCCUUCUAAAGUACCCAGAUCAGACCACUGCCGUAGACAUUUGGGCGGCGGGAGUGAUAUUCCUUUCGAUCAUGUCGACAGUUUAUCCGUUUUUCAAAGCGCCCAACGAUUUCAUCGCGCUGGCCGAGAUUGUAACCAUAUUCGGAGACCAGGCAAUACGGAAGACGGCCAUGGCUCUGGACCGUAUGGUCACCCUGAGCCAGAGGUCCAGGCCCCUGAAUCUGCGUAAGCUGUGCCUGCGCUUUCGCCAUCGUUCCGUUUUCAGUGAUGCCAAGCUCCUCAAGAGCUACGAAUCUGAGGACGGAAGUUGCGAAGUAUGCCGGAAUUGUGAUCAAUACUUCUUUAACUGCCUGUGCGAGGAUAGCGAUUACUUGACAGAGCCACUGGACGCAUACGAAUGUUUUCCGCCCAGCGCCUAUGACCUACUGGAUCGCCUGCUCGAGAUUAAUCCCCAUAAACGAAUCACCGCCGAAGAGGCACUAAAGCAUCCAUUCUUUACGGGCGCCGAGAUGGUCGAGCAGACGGAGCGGGAUCAGUUGGCCAAUGGAACACCGCGCAAGAUGCGUCGACAAAGAUAUCAAAAUCACAGAACGGUGGCCGCCUCACAGGAGCAGGUCAAGCAGCAGGUAGCCCUUGAUCUGCAGCAAGCGGCCAUUAACAAGCUGUGAAACUAGUCCCCACCAUGCAAACAUACAUACAUACAUACAUAAUUGUACAUACAUACAUAUACUAAACCCAGUUCGCCGAUCGAUUGUACAUAUAUAGCCCCACCUCAAGAGAAUAUCUCAUUAUUGCACCCAGAGCCAGAAGAAACUCGUCCAAUGCCCCACUAGGCCACAUUUACUUACCUCAAGCCGCAGGCAGAUAAAACCAAAUGAAACCACGCAACAAACACAUACACGCACUCGCACACACACAUGCAAACAUACAUAUGUAAUAUUUAAAGAAAUGUUUAAAUCAUGAACAAAAUGGGCUCGGAAUACCAAAAAACAAACGAGAUUGAUUAUGAAAUAUGGCCGAAAGGCUACAAACUGUUGUAUAUUUAGGAACACGAAGGCGACCCAAGUGCAUGGCCCCCAUCGCCCAGUGGCAAAGAAUUUUGCACUAUCCCCAUUAUGUUGUAUAGUUCGAAUAGUCUUGUAGCAAACCUACUUAGGUAUAAUUAUUGUACAUAUAUCUGAAAAUCAUGUGAACAAGGAUAUAAGAGCGACAAAUAUAUUUAUACCGUGAAGAUUGAAUGAA